Molecule: messenger RNA, 612 nt
Organism: Alnus glutinosa
Lineage: Eukaryota; Viridiplantae; Streptophyta; Magnoliopsida; Fagales; Betulaceae
Product: chaperone protein dnaJ 20, chloroplastic-like
Exons: 1
Coding region: 175-513 (112 amino acids)
Cellular component (GO): chloroplast
Source: RefSeq, a predicted model, not a curated record
GAUGUUUUACUGAGUUCAAGGCAAAGCUUCCUUUCUCUUCCACUUCCCCACAAACGGCAACGGCCUCCCGCCGGGCAUGUAUGUAUUUCAUGCAGAGCUACCAAAGUGGGUGGUGAAAAGAAUAGCACCAGUACUUUGUAUGAGAUCCUUUCUCUGAGCCCGAAUAACACGAACAUGAAGGAGAUAAAGAAGGCAUAUAGAAGUAUGGCUCUUCGAUAUCACCCCGAUGUUUGUCCUCCUCCCAUGAAGGAAGAGUCCACCAGGAUUUUUGUCCAGCUGCAUGCGGCAUACAUGACGCUGUCGGACCCUGUGUUGCGCAGAGAGUAUGACUCCCAAUUGGGUUUGGGAAAUUUCGAGAAACCAUUGAAGAUGGAUUGUACUACCGAUCAUGUUACGAGAAGCAGGUGGCAAGAACAAAUUCUUGAGUUGAAGAGGAGGUCCAGUUGCCGUAUGGCUGAGAAGGAGGGGUCAUGGGGGAGUAGAAUAAGGGCCCAGAAUACGGGGAAAAAUUAGUAAUAUUACGUUUUCUUCUUAAGAAGAUGCAUGUUUUUUUAUUUGUUUAAUCUGUAUUACAUGUAUUAUCAAUUAUAUUCAUGUAAAGUUAUUCUUACU